AAAUAUGUUAUGACAGAUCAUUGAAAAUUAACAUUGAUUCCAAAGGUUAUUUUAUUAGAAUUUUAUUAGACUAUUGGACCACGAUGGCUGAAUGCAAGAAAGAACACGGGGAAUGUGGGAAAGGCUGCUUCGUUGAUUCAGUGAUUCAUUUGGAUGUCAAGGACUACUAUGGGAAGAUCCUGAAUAAGACGUCUGACCUGAAGAGUAAUGCCUGCUUAGCCCCGUCUCAGCCCAUCCCAGCUGUCAUCCUCAAGGCUCUGAAGAAUAUCCAUCCUGAAGUCACAGCCAAGUACUAUGGGUGUGGGCUGGUGGUCCCAGAGUGUCUGGAGGGCUGCAGGCUGCUGGACCUGGGCAGUGGCAGUGGGAGAGACUGCUAUAUGCUCAGCCAACUGGUAGGGGAGAAGGGCCACGUCACGGGCAUCGACAUGACGGAGGACCAGCUUGAGGUGGCCAGAAAGUACGUGGACCACCACAUGCAGGAGUUUGGAUACGAGAAGCCCAACGUGGACUUUGUUCAGGGCUACAUCGAGGCUCUAAAGGAGGCUGGACUCGAGGAGAACUCCUUUGAUAUCAUCAUAUCCAACUGUGUGGUGAAUUUGUCCCCGGACAAGAGAAAAGUAUUGAGUGAUGCUUACCGCGUGCUAAAGGAUGGAGGAGAGCUGUACUUCAGUGAUGUCUACAGCAGCAGCAAGCUCUCUGAUGAGAUCAAGAAUCACAAAGUCCUGUGGGGUGAGUGUUUAGGCGGAGCGCUUUGGUGGGAGGACCUAGUGCGAUUGGCUCAGGAGGUGGGAUUCAGCCCCCCGCGAUUGGUCACGGCCAAUGUCAUCACCGUGGACAACAAGGAACUGGAGGCCAUCCUAGGUGACUACAAGUUUGUUUCUGCCACCUACCGUCUCUUCAAGAUCCCCAAAAUCUCUUACAAAGGCUCUCUGGUCAUAUACAAUGGCAACAUCACUGGUUUUGAGGAGAGACUGAAGUUUGACUCUCAGUACACGUUCAAGGUGGAUGAGGUAGUGGAGGUGGAUGGAGAGAUGGCCAGCAUCCUCAGCCAAUCCAGGUUUGCUGAGGAGUUCACUUUCCAACCGCCCGGGGUACCUUCUGGAUGUAGUGUAAAGAAACCCAAGGUGGGUACAGUGAAUCCCUUUGAACUGGUGCUGCAGCUGGGGAGUGCAACGGUCUCUUCUGCCACAGGGGGGUGCUGUGGUGCAGAGUCAUCCUGUUGCAAGUGAGGGGGUACCCAAGAUAUGAGAGAGACAGAGAUAAUGAUUAUACUGUGUAUGAAUGAACAAUAAUUGUAAUUCAUGUCAAACUAUGGAUUUUUGUCAUGCCUUAAAUUAGGCUCAUGUUUUAAUUGUAUAACUGUGUGAAUAUUGUUAUAAUCCAAAUACAUUUCCGGCAGUGAAGUGGUCAGUGUCUCUCUUUAAUGAAGUAGGCCUUAGAUUUCAAGAUGGGUGUGUGGGAGAGCAAUGCAAAAAAUAUAUCCACUGCAGUGGAGGCUGGUAGGAGGAGCUAUUGGAGGAUGGGCUCAUUCUAAUGGCAGUAAUGGAAUCAAUGGAACGGUAUCAAACAUUGCAUAUAUGGACAAACCACGUUUGACUCCGUUCCAUGAAUUCCAUUCCAGCCAUUACAAUGAACCCAUUCUCCUAUAUUUCCUCCCACCAGCCUCCACUGAUCCACAAGGGAAAGAACACUCAGGAUAUCAAAGUUAUAUGCUUAGUAUUUUAUUUAUAAAUACCCAACGUUUCGACUAGGUAUUUUUCAAGGGUGAGGAAAAUCCUGCAUUCUGUAUUCAUACAAGUUCAAGUGAACAACAGGUGGCAACAAUUAGUCAUUUCAAUUAGACAAUUGGUUAGCAAUCAAGUCACAGUUGACAAUAUAUUUCUAUAUACAAUAUUUACAAAGGUAUACAUAUUAGACAAUACAUUUAGACAGAAUCAUAGGUCAACAUGAUAUACACUGAGUGUACAAAACAUUAAGAACAGCUUCCUAAUAUUGAGUUGCACCCCCUCUCAGAACA
Molecule: messenger RNA, 2017 nt
Organism: Coregonus clupeaformis (lake whitefish)
Lineage: Eukaryota; Metazoa; Chordata; Actinopteri; Salmoniformes; Salmonidae
Gene: as3mt
Product: arsenite methyltransferase
Exons: 11
Coding region: 84-1229 (381 amino acids)
Biological process (GO): toxin metabolic process; arsonoacetate metabolic process
Cellular component (GO): cytosol
Molecular function (GO): arsenite methyltransferase activity
Source: RefSeq, a predicted model, not a curated record